Molecule: messenger RNA, 1805 nt
Organism: Apus apus (common swift)
Lineage: Eukaryota; Metazoa; Chordata; Aves; Apodiformes; Apodidae
Gene: BTBD19
Product: BTB domain containing 19
Exons: 8
Coding region: 33-935 (300 amino acids)
Molecular function (GO): protein binding
Source: RefSeq, a predicted model, not a curated record
GUCCCGCCUGCCUCCUCCGCCCGCGGCCGCCCAUGGCCGGGCCCGGCUCGGCUCGGCUUCAGGGCGACGCGGCCGCCUUCACCGCCGCUCUCCGCACCCUGGUCAACAACCCCCAGUUCAGUGAUGUGACGUUCGUGGUGGGCCGGGAGCAGCAGAAGGUAUUUGCACAUUGCUGUGUGCUGGCGUGUCGCUGCCAGGCCUUCCAGGGGAUGCUCAGCCAGGGACUGGUGGGCAGUGAGGACCCACCUGGCAGCAUCCCACCUCAGGGCCCCUUUGUCCUGGGCAACGUGCAGCCUGAGGUCUUUCUGGCUGUCAUUGAGUUCCUGUACACCAACAGCAUCACCCUCAACAGCCACAUUGUGCUGGAGGUGCUGACAUCAUCGGUGGAGUAUGGCCUGCAGGACCUGUGCAAGCUCUGCAUUGAGUUCAUCAAGGACACACUGAGUGUUGAACAGGUCUGUGAGGCUCUGCAGGCUGCAGUGACCUAUGGGCUGGCAGACCUCCAGCAACAUUGCCUGGCCUUCAUCGAGGACUGCACUGCGGCAGUGGUGCGGACACGGGGCUUCCACGAACUCUCCGACGUGGUGCUGGCACGGGUGCUGCGCAGCGACCGCCUGGCCGUGGAUGAACUGGACCUGGUGCAGGCUGUGCGGGAGUGGGCACACGUCAGCUCGGCCGUUCUGGAGCGCCCAGUGCCUGAAGUGGCUGCCUUGCCUGUGCAGGAGCUGCGCCUGCCCUUGUUGGCACCUAGUGAGCUGGCAACGCUGGAAAGCCACAACCAACGGGAUCUGCUCAUCCCGGUGGAGAGCAUCACAGCAGCCUGGCGGUCCCACGCGCUGAGGAAGGGCAGUGGAGUCCCCUCGCACCUCUGCCGGCCCCGGCGCGGCACGAGGCCUCGCGACCAUCACCGGCAUCUGGACCCAUGCACCAAGUAAGGGCUGGACACCAAGGUCGCUGGGGGGGCUCAGGCAGUGACAGUGCCCCCCGACCCCAGCCAGGUGCUCUGCAGCAGGGCCGGCUGCGGGGCUGGGCACAUCCAGAGGAGCCACCGCAGCCGAGAGCAUCAGUAAAGCCCUUUGCCCCAUGCCACCGUGCCAGGGGCAGGGCGGCAUGGCCGGGUCACCCCAAAAAGGGGUGUGGGGACAUGAAGGGUUUAGAGCUGGUACAUGGGGGGAUGUUGGAAGGAGACCCAGGCAGAGAGCACGGGCGGUGAUCACAAGGGUGGUGGGGCUGCAGGGUUCCUUGAGGGACGGGGACACAGGGAGAGCUCCCAGUUUUGCAAGCUCCCUGGUGCCGGGGCCCUUCCCCAGGGCCGUGCUGCCCUCCCCCGGCAGCGCGGCCGUUCUGCAGCCGGCAUGGGCGGGGGAACAACCCCCCACCCCAUGGCAGUGGCGGGGAGCAGACUGAGUGGGAUGGAGAGCUUCGGGUUUGGGGGGGGGUGGGCAGGCAAAUGGGAGUGGAGACCCCGGCAUCUCUGUGCCCAUGUAGCAGCGGUGCACCAAUGCUGGUGACCCCCCCUCCCCCCCGACCUGUCCCCAAAGCCUAUCCCCAAGCCCUGCCAGCAGCUCCCACCAGUCCCUCACAUCCCUGGGGUGGGUGGCAACACGCUGCCAGCUCUGUCUUCCCCCCACACCCCACCCUCAAUGUGCCUCUUCACAGCCUAACACACACACCCAUUGCACGUAUGCACAGAGCUGGGUCUGUCUCAAGCAUCCCACCACCCCCCUUCCCUCCAGCUGUGCCCCCCACAAGAAAGGGCCGGACACGGGAGGUAAUUUAUAUAUAAUAUAUAUAUUUACUCUUUA